Messenger RNA from Musa acuminata subsp. malaccensis (wild Malaysian banana), 976 nucleotides. RefSeq names its product protein FATTY ACID EXPORT 1, chloroplastic. The record is from RefSeq and is a predicted model, not a curated record. Gene Ontology annotation, cellular component: chloroplast inner membrane. Gene Ontology annotation, biological process: fatty acid transport. Gene Ontology annotation, molecular function: fatty acid transmembrane transporter activity. Lineage: Eukaryota; Viridiplantae; Streptophyta; Magnoliopsida; Zingiberales; Musaceae.
CCUUGGUGGCGAGCACACGCUGGUCGCAGCCCACGAGGAUGGCCUGUAGAUCGAUGGCUGCCUCGCAGCUUUAUGGAUCCGGUUUGGUGGCGAAGAGGAGCAUGCGAUCCUUGGAGGGGCGUCGGCCUUCUCUGCCGUGGUCUAGGGUUUCUUCUUCCGAUUCCGUGGAUUUCAAAAGCAUGUGUUUCAGAGUCCCUGCCUUUAGAGUUUCCAACAUCAGUGGCAGAAAGCUUUCAGUUUCUAUGUCCCUUAAUGGAACCAGUGCUGGAAGCAAUGUUGAUGCCAAUAAUGCCAUAAGAUAUGCAGAGGGUACUAAACCAGAUCUAGUCUAUGAUCCACUUAAAUCUAAUCCAACUGAAGAAUCAUUCGAUGGGAAAAUGGGUAUGGACAUGCGUAUACAGAAGGAGGGCAUCAUCCCAACCAAAAGAAGUGCAAAAUUACAUGAUUUUUGCUUCGGCAUCCCUUUUGGUGGAUUUUUAUUUGCUGGAGGGCUGCUAGGCUUUAUUUUCUCUAGAAAUGCCAUGGCCAUGAUACAUGGUGGUGCUAUUUUGGUGCUGAGUGUACUUAGCCUAAAAGUUUGGAGGACUGGAAGAUCCAGCUUACCAUUUAUACUGGGUCAAGCAGCCUUCUCUGCUGCGUUUCUCUGGAAGCUUAUGCAGGCAUACACAUUGUCAAAGAAACUCUUUCCCACAGGAUUUUAUAUCUUCUCGAGUGCUGCAAUGAUAUGCUUUUAUUCGUAUGUGUUGAUCUCCGGCGGAAACCCACCACCGAAGAAGUUGGCAGCAGCUCCCCAGUCAUAAGCCAUGAGAAUUUGUACAAAAAAACUCUCUAUGAGCAUGGUAAGAUAACCCGAUUUACGAGACAUUAUGUUAGUUAAAAAGAUUCAUUAUAUAAACUGAUAGUGAAAUUAUGGAAAGUUUUGAUGAAAGCUGGAAUAUGAAUCGUUGAGUAUCGUCCUUGCAAUUAAUUAUUUGCA